Molecule: messenger RNA, 895 nt
Organism: Gavia stellata (red-throated loon)
Lineage: Eukaryota; Metazoa; Chordata; Aves; Gaviiformes; Gaviidae
Gene: DCTN3
Product: dynactin subunit 3
Exons: 7
Coding region: 22-579 (185 amino acids)
Biological process (GO): cytoskeleton-dependent cytokinesis
Cellular component (GO): dynactin complex
Source: RefSeq, a predicted model, not a curated record
CUCCUUCCGGCUGGCGGCAAGAUGGCGGCGGGGUCGGCGGAGCUGCAGCGGUUGCAGUGGCGGUUGGAGGAGCUGGAGCAGCGCGUCGGCGACGGGGCCUGCGGACCGCGCAAGGUGGCGGACGAGCUGGUGAAGGUGCAGGUGGCGCUGAGCAAUAUCGCCGGCAAGAGGGAGAGGAUCAAAAUCCUAUUUAAGAAAAUUGAGGAUGUAAUAAAAUACCUCGACCCUCAGUACAUUGAUAGGAUGGCUAUUCCAGACGCCAUGAAGCUGCAGUUCAUCUUGGCAGAGGAGCAGGUUAUUCCUUCCCAAGCAGCCCUUCUGGAGCAGGUGAAGAACCUCCAGCCCAUCUUGGACAGUGCCAGUAUCCAAGCGGUUCCUGACCAUGCAGCCAAACUACAGCGACUCUCUCAAAUCCACAUACAGCAGCAGGAACAGCGUCAAGAUCUCGCCGACAGUGUCAAGACACUCCUCGAAGACUACAACAAAAUGACCCUGCUUCUUUCCAAGCAGUUCGUCCAGUGGAAUGAAAUACUGACACGGCUGGAAACGGCCAAGGAAGCGAAACCGGUGGCAGAGUGAUGGUGGAGCCGGCAGCGUGGAGAACCCCGGGGACCCUGCUGGCCUUGGGUCGCUCAGGAGAGGCUGCAGCACAGCUUGCACCCUGUCGUCUCGGCAUCUUUCCACUCGGCGUGAGCAUGCUGCAAGUGAUGUCACAGGCUCUCGGGGGGCACCCUGGCUCCGUGGCUGUGCUGUGUUGGCCCCGAAUUGAAGCCACACUACUCCUUAAUAUGCCACUGUUCGCUAAUCUUGCACUUCCCUGAAAUAGGUUUUUGGUUUGUAACAUAUUUAAAAAUCCCUUUUAGCUCUCACUGUGGACCAUAGUAAAGUCCUGAAA